UCAGGGCUUCGAGCAUGGGGAGGGUGACAACUUCAAGAAAGUCGUCGAUUUUUUGAAAGCUCGGAAGGACAUGCCCAAUGUGAGGGAUCAGGUACAUGCUGUCUGGCUUUGUUUCCAAGUAUCCGUGUCUGAAGGUGAUCGGUUGUUCGAGGCUGGGGUGGAGGAGUUAUUCCGCAUGAAGUCCAAAGGAGAACUUGGCCCUGUUCCUGUGAUCACCGUGUUUACGAAGUAUGAUCGGCUGGUAACACAGGUUAAGUUUGGUAACAACAAUGAGUUCAUGCACCGCACGAAAACCUUGGAUGCAGACGCGCGCAAUGCACUUCUGGUCAAAGAGGCAAAUGAAAGGUUCGAAACACUUUGUGUCCGUCCCUUCAGGGCGGUGGUCGGCCCAGAUGUCCCCCACAUUUCUGUCUCAACUAAGAAAGAAUACAUAAAUACCUUGAAGGACCUUACUGCACUCACCGCAAAAUACGUAAAAGAAUGCCUCGCGGUUGACGUUGCGGAAGAAGUCGCGGUGCUCUCUGCUGUUGCUCAACGCGUGAACCCAGCUAUGAAGAUCGAUGCGGUGAUUGCAAUUGGCAAGAAGCGAUAUUGGAGGGGCCUUGCUUCCAGCGCGAACUUCCCGGGGAAAACUAUAGACGCAUGCCUUCGAGUUUUACACACUGAUAUUGUGCGAGUGUGGAAUAUGCAGGAUGAAUUUGGGCAUCUCGAGAGCAAAGAGUUCAGGGCAUUAAUGACCACACUUGCGGGAGAGCAAUAUGACGAGCUGUCGGAUCCCAAUACGACAAUUAUUCGCGCUUCCCCGCUGUUUGUUGCUUUAACUGGACUCGUUGGGGGUUUAUCCGGACCCGCUGCUCCUAUUGUGAUUCCUAUCGCUGCAGUUGUAGUCCUCGCAAAGUGGGGAUACGAUGUAUAUAAGCAAUCGGAGCUUAUCGUACAACGUCUAAUGGCGUACAUCGUUGAUUUCACCAUCAUCAUGCAAAUCAUCUUUGGCCUCGUGGUUAACGCCCAACUGCACCUUACCCGUCGCCUGAUCAAGCUUGCCUUCGCCACGUACAACUGUUCACUAGAAAGAAGAGCUGUCCACAAUGAGAUUCGGGAUCAUGUGAAGUUGGCAGGUCGCGCCGACCGGGAUGCAGCACUUGCGGAGAUGCUUCGACUGAUCAAGAACUACCAGAUGAACCCUGAGGACAUGGACAAGCUACAAUUCACGAUGGGGGAGGGGUUUGAUAAUGAUGAAGAUGAGCCCUGGGACGUCCCCAAAGCUGAAAAUCAUCAUGCUCGUGCUUAUUUUGAUAAAAUCCCUCUUGUUCUACAAGAUAUAUCGGAUUGGAGGGGCUCUUCAAUGUGUCACAGACUUGAGAACAACAAUUUCAACGACAUUGAAGUUGCUUCCGAUUUCCAAGAAAUCUUUGGCGUCGGGAAUUUGCUUUCUGUGAUGUUGGACGUCAUGUAUGAGGGGCCUACUGUCUCAAUUUGCUUCGUGAUAGUGAUGAGCACUGAGUAG
Laccaria bicolor S238N-H82 is the source of this 1507-nucleotide messenger RNA. RefSeq lists its product as uncharacterized. The record is from RefSeq and is a predicted model, not a curated record. The transcript has 11 exons. The annotation marks the transcript as partial. NCBI's taxonomy places the organism in Eukaryota, Fungi, Basidiomycota, Agaricomycetes, Agaricales, Hydnangiaceae.